Molecule: messenger RNA, 1769 nt
Organism: Argiope bruennichi
Lineage: Eukaryota; Metazoa; Arthropoda; Arachnida; Araneae; Araneidae
Gene: Cds
Product: phosphatidate cytidylyltransferase, photoreceptor-specific-like
Exons: 11
Coding region: 93-1445 (450 amino acids)
Cellular component (GO): endoplasmic reticulum membrane
Molecular function (GO): phosphatidate cytidylyltransferase activity
Source: RefSeq, a predicted model, not a curated record
UUGAUGCGAUUAAGAUAAUGUCGAGGAUUUUGAGUCAUUAAAUUUCAAGUGAUUUUUAGCGGUUUUGGACGUUUUCUCUUUUAUUCGCUGAUAUGGCUGAAAUUCGGAAACGAAACGUUGAAUCUACAGGUCAUGAAAGUGACGAAGCAUCAAAGACUGAAGAAAUUAAAAAAGCUGAAACUGCUGAUUCAGAGGAUGAACCCCUUCCAGAUGAAAGCAAUGUGGAGUCUCUUGUCCAGGAAUUACCUCAGGCUUCUGAUAAAACCACAGAAGUCUUAGACUCAGCUUUGUCAUCCCUUCCAUCAAGAUGGCGAAACUGGAUUGUACGUGGUAUUUUUACAUGGUUGAUGAUAUUUGGCUUUUUCUUUUUGAUAUGGCUUGGUCCUUUAGCUUUAGUUGCAACUACUCUCGUUGUGCAAGUUAAAUGCUUUCAAGAAAUCAUUUCUAUUGGCUAUGCAGUAUAUCGCAUUCAUGGCCUCCCAUGGUUUCGAUCCCUUUCUUGGUACUUUUUAAUUACAUCUAAUUAUUUCUUGCAUGGAGAAGCUAUUGUUGAUUACUUUGGAGUACUUCUUAAUCGUGCUGAUUUCUUAAGACCUCUUGUGACAUACCAUCGCUUUAUUUCAUUCAGUUUGUAUAUAAUAGGAUUUGUUUGGUUUGUCCUCAGUCUUGUGAAAAAGUACUACAUGAAACAGUUUUCUUUGUUUGCUUGGACUCAUGUAACACUCCUCAUUGUUGUCACCCAAUCAUAUUUUAUUAUGCAGAAUCUGUUUGAAGGUCUUAUAUGGUUUAUUGUUCCUGUGUCAAUGAUUAUCUGUAAUGAUGUGAUGGCUUAUAUGUUUGGAUUUUUCUUUGGCAAAACUCCUCUGAUCAAAUUAUCUCCAAAGAAAACUUGGGAAGGAUUUAUUGGAGGGUGGAUUUCUACUGUCAUCUUUGGUGCAAUUAUGUCUCACUUCCUGUGCCAGUUCAAUUAUUUUGUAUGCCCCUUGGCUUAUUCAGAACGCUUACAGAAAAUGACAAUGGACUGCACCCCAUCUCACCUCUUUCAGCUGACUGAUUUCAAUCUGCCUGGGCCACUACAGACCUUUGCUUCUCUGUUAGGAUUUCCUGGAAAAGUGACCAUUUACCCAUUCGUCCUACAUUCAUUGUCAUUGUCCAUGUUCAGUUCAAUUAUUGGACCAUUUGGAGGAUUUUUUGCAAGUGGAUUUAAGCGUGCUUUUAAAAUAAAGGACUUUGGAGAUAUCAUUCCUGGACAUGGUGGAAUCAUGGAUAGAUUUGAUUGUCAGUUUCUCAUGGCAACUUUUGUAAAUGUGUACAUAUCAAGCUUCAUCAGGGCUCCUAACCCUCAGAAGCUUUUACAGCAAGUUUUGAUGCUAAAAACUGACCAACAGCUACAUAUAUUCCAGUCUUUGAAAGAUCACCUUCUAUCCAAGGGUGAAUUGCAAUGAUAUACUGCAGUUAUCAAUGUGAUUCUUACCCAACAAGUUUAAGUAAUCUAUAUAAUUCAUUUUGUCCACUCUCUUGUUAUAAAUAAGUAGCAUGUGAUGUGCCAAUUUCUUAGUUAUUUAGAAUUGCCAGGCAAUAAUGUGUUUAUUCAUUAGUGUCAAUGAAAAAAAUAAGUUCAAGAGUAGCUGAACUCUUUUUUUAAACAAUUUUCUAAGUAUUUCUGCCUUUGUAGUCAGUGUACUUUUUCUGUAUUUUCAAUGCUUUGCUUAUACAGGAUUGCACUCUAUUGAAAUUUUCAUAGUCUAAACUAAAAAUGUUUUCAAAAA